Phytophthora infestans T30-4 is the source of this 408-nucleotide messenger RNA. RefSeq lists its product as uncharacterized. The record is from RefSeq and is a predicted model, not a curated record. NCBI's taxonomy places the organism in Eukaryota, Oomycota, Peronosporomycetes, Peronosporales, Peronosporaceae. The transcript has 2 exons. The coding region runs from base 1 to 408 and encodes 135 amino acids.
AUGUUCGCCAUCUACCAGAGCGUGGGAUGGACGCUGUACGGCCUGUUCGUGGCAUUGCAGGCCAUCUGCUUCAGCUCUGACAAGGUGCGUGACCUGCCGUUCUGUCGGCCUGGUAGUCGCUCCGUGCAGGCGGUGGCAGCUUUCAUUGCCGAGGUGUUGAUCAUCUCGUCCGUGCUGACGCUGGAGAAGCGUCGGGAUCGUAAUCGGCAGCGUCGAAAAGACCGGUUCGUGGUGCAACUUAACAACUUCAACAACAUGUUGCUGUUGGUCGGAGCGACGUUGCUGGCUCUGGCGUACGAGUAUACACGCGUGUUCCCGCACCCGUCUGGAAGUAGUAUGGGCUGGAAUUGUUUGUGGGGGUCAUGGCGGCAGCAGGGUCACUAUUUGUAUAGGCUGAGAUCGGCAUGA